AGCAGCUAGCGGCGCCGACCGAUCGAUCGCUCGGUGUAUAGCUGUGUAGAUACCGGCCACCACCACCACGACGGCACCAAUUCGUUCGCUCGCCUCUGCUUUUCUAGGUCGAUAUAUAUUGUGUGACGACACACUCUCCCUCUUAUCCUUUCCGGCCACCGCGCCCGGCCUCCACUACUAAUACUUGCUACGGCGAGCUCUGCGGCGUGGUAGCUAGCUAGCCCUAGACGUAGCGGGCGGAUGCAUAUGAGGAGGGGGAGGGCGGCGGGAGGAGAAGCGGAAGCGGCGGCGGCGGUGAUGAGCAGGUACGAGAACAGCGGCCAUGUGGUGGCGGCGGGGGGAGGAGGUAAUAAGGCGGCGGCGGGGGAGGAAGACGGGCAUGAGGAUGACCUGGUGAUGCCGGGGUUCAGGUUCCACCCGACGGAGGAGGAGCUGAUCGAGUUCUACCUCCGGCGGAAGGUGGAGGGCAAGCGCUUCAACGUCGAGCUCAUCACCUUCCUCGACCUCUACCGCUACGACCCCUGGGAGCUCCCCGCAAUGGCGGCGAUUGGGGAGAAGGAGUGGUUCUUCUACGUGCCGAGGGACCGCAAGUACCGGAACGGCGACCGGCCGAACCGGGUGACGGCGUCGGGGUACUGGAAGGCGACGGGCGCCGACCGGAUGAUCCGCGCCGAGAACAACCGCCCCAUCGGCCUCAAGAAGACGCUCGUCUUCUACUCCGGCAAGGCGCCCAAGGGCGUCCGCAGCAGCUGGAUCAUGAACGAGUAUCGCCUUCCCCCCGCCGACACCGACCGCUACCACAAGACUGAGAUCUCGCUAUGCCGCGUCUACAAGCGCACCGGCAUCGACGACGGCCAUGGCCACAUCUGCACGGCGCGGUCGGCGCAGUCCCGCGGCCGCGGCGCGACAACACAGGACAACAAGCAAGGUUCCUCGUCGACGUCCACGCCGACGCCGCCUCCCACGCCGUCCAAACUCCACCUACUCAACGGCGAGUGCACGUCGCCGCCCGCCAUCGUCACGGACCACGUCCUGGUGCACAAGGCGCCUUCGCCGCGGCAGCAGCAGCAGCAGCAGCUCCGCGGCGGCGGCGGCGGCGGCGGCUACCUGCAGCAGCAGUCCUCGAUGGCGUCCGCCGCGCAGACGGCCGCCGUCGAUCAGCAACUCCAGCAAGACGUUGCCGCGGCAUUGUACCACCAGUAUUCUAAGAACACGAACAGCACCUUCGCCUCCACGUACUCGCUGCUCAACCUGGUGAGCGCGGCAUCCAUGGGCAGCUCCGCCGCGGCCAUUGAUGAGCUCAGCUCGCUGGUGGGCCACGACCAGCCGUCCUACCUUAACCCAGCCGGCAGCUACAGCCAAUUCAUUCCCCUGCCGACGACGCCGUCGUCGCAGCCAACGGCGCUCGGGACGAUGUCGCUCGCCGCCAUCUCCGACAAGAUCUGGGACUGGAAUAAUCCAACCCCCGAGGCGGGAAGCCGAGAUUACAGCGCCGCUGGAUUCAAGUGACGGCUAACGAAGCAGCAGCUAAGCUACAGUUCAUGCACGCGUGCAUGGCAUGGCAUGGCCAAGCUGCUUGCAUUCUGAUCCAACUGGUGCCUCCAUGUACUACCUCUCUCUCUCUCUCUCUCUCUCUCUCUCUCUCUCUGGUUCACAGUUAAUUCUGAGGAAACUGUCAGAGUAUUAUACCCUUGCUAGUUCUCAAUUAAUCCAUAGAUCAUGCCUUCUAAACUAGUGGUAAGUAUGAUCAGGACUACUUCAGGAUAGGUAAUUUGUAAUUCUCUCCGAGUAACGAUGAACUGCAUAUAAUAACCUUCCGUUGGUCGUUGUGACAGUCACACCAUUUACAUUUUACUACUCCAUUCACUUACCUUUUCAUCAUAGAGAUUAGAGAGUAUUAUACUCCAUCAGUGCCUCAGUGAUGAAUUAAUCAUGUAUACACUUGCAUGG
Molecule: messenger RNA, 1950 nt
Organism: Oryza brachyantha (malo sina)
Lineage: Eukaryota; Viridiplantae; Streptophyta; Magnoliopsida; Poales; Poaceae
Product: NAC domain-containing protein 2
Exons: 3
Coding region: 241-1509 (422 amino acids)
Biological process (GO): regulation of DNA-templated transcription
Molecular function (GO): DNA binding
Source: RefSeq, a predicted model, not a curated record